Molecule: messenger RNA, 1414 nt
Organism: Oreochromis niloticus (Nile tilapia)
Lineage: Eukaryota; Metazoa; Chordata; Actinopteri; Cichliformes; Cichlidae
Product: alpha-2-HS-glycoprotein
Exons: 7
Coding region: 39-1214 (391 amino acids)
Biological process (GO): negative regulation of endopeptidase activity
Cellular component (GO): extracellular matrix; blood microparticle; extracellular region
Molecular function (GO): cysteine-type endopeptidase inhibitor activity
Source: RefSeq, a predicted model, not a curated record
AUCUGUGGUACCUUAUUUUUGUUGCAUUUCACACAGAAAUGAAUCUCCUGAGCUUUACUGUGGUGCUGGGACUGCUGGUGGGGACAUGGGCUCAACCCAUCGUGCGAAGGCCUCUGUGCGACUCCCCCGAGGCGGAGGAGGCUGCUCUGGUGGCGCAGGAUUACCUCAACGGUCAGCACCAUCAUGGCUACAAGUAUGUACUGAACCAGAUCGACGACAUCAAGGUCUACACGAAGCCAGACGGAGAUGAAUACGACAUGGAAGUUGACCUGCUGGAGACAGACUGUCACGUGUUGGACCCGACGCCUCUUGCCAACUGCACAGUCAGGCCCAAAGUACAGACGGCGGUAGAAGGAGACUGCGAUGUGGUGCUGAAGAAUGUCAGCGGUGUUCUGAAGGUCAUUGCAUUCAAGUGCAAAUCAGAGGUAUCCACAGAGGAUUUGUGUUUGGGCUGUCCCACCCUCCUUCCCCUCAAUCACACCGAUGCGCUGGACUUUGUCCAAGCCUCUCUGACAUCCUUCAACAACAUGACAGUGGACACAACACACGUUCUUCUUGAGGUUGGAAGGUUGUCAUCACAGAUUGUGUCUGGUGGGCCCAUCUUCAUAACAGAAUAUGUGGUUGUUGAGGGAAACUGCACCGAGGAUCCCUGCGUGCCCCUGAACGAUGCCAUGGCUACUCGUGGGAUUUGUACAGCCAAAGGUACAAUCGCCCAACACAGCGUGGACUGCAAGAUGUUCUCCACUCUGAUUCCCAUUGUAGAUGCCAACAGCACUGCAGCUGCAGACCCCCUCCUACCACCAGCGGUUCAUGUGCACACACACGGCCUGUCACACAAGCACGGCCACAGCCACCACAAACUGACAGCGCUCCACAACCCCCAUCAAAACGUCCUGUUAUCUGCAGAGUCAGCAGAGUCAGAUGAAGUUGUACCUGUCGUCCCUGCUGCUGCUGCUCCAGCUGCAGAUCCUGCUCCAGCUGCAGAUCCUGCUCUCGCUGCAGAUCCUGCUCUCGCUGCAGAUCCUGCUCUCGCUAUAGAUCCUGCGCUCGCUGCAGAUUAUGAUUCAGCUGGAGAAUCUUUACAGAGUAAGGAGCUACCUCCUAACUUCAGGAAGAGAGAUGUAUCUGCUGCCAUCAUGGUUAAUGCUCCUGCUGCUCAAACAGGACCAGUUUCUCUCGUGCCAGUGUGCCCAGGAAGAGUCAGAUUCUUCUAAGUGUCCAAGUCUCACAGACUCUAUACUUGCUUUCACUUGUAGCAGAGCACCUUUGAUACAUUAGCCAUAUCCAGUAGAUGUAACAAUACACCAACCAAUGAGAAAUAAUUCAUUGUUUUAAACUGUCAAAUCGGACAAGCUUCUCUGUCAAAUUGUAUGUAAAGAUGUUGAAUAAAUCUUAAGUGAAUUUACAGGGUUAA